This is a messenger RNA of Purpureocillium takamizusanense, 4092 nucleotides long. It is a transcript of the gene DEF1, whose product is annotated as RNAPII degradation factor. Gene Ontology annotation, molecular function: ubiquitin binding. The transcript is spliced from 5 exons. The coding region runs from base 311 to 3058 and encodes 915 amino acids. The record is from RefSeq and is a predicted model, not a curated record. Lineage: Eukaryota; Fungi; Ascomycota; Sordariomycetes; Hypocreales; Ophiocordycipitaceae. Gene Ontology annotation, cellular component: nucleus; cytoplasm.
CUGGCCGUCGCUCGCCUCUUCUGCUUCCGGGGAAAACCUCGUGCCUCCCUUUAAACCCUGCACCAUCACGACCUCUCUUGUGCCAAGCACCUCAUCAACCCGCAUCACGCCGCCGCGUGCACAUUCACGCAUCCAUCUCCGCACUUCGCAUUCGGCUUCAUUGCCGACCUUCCUUCUCCUCGUUCCUUGACCUGCGGGCCUCCUCGCCGAUUUUGCAGCCUGGCUAGGUGAAACACCAGCCACUGCUUCUUCUUCACCUCCCCAUCAGCCCUGCGCGAGCCGCACCACCGUCUCUAAACCACCCAUCCCCAUGUCCGAAGUCGCUUCACGGCCCUCCGCCUCGCGCGGCAGAGGCAGCGGUCGCGGCGGCAGAGGAGGCUUUGCCGGUCGCGGCGGUCGCAGACCUAACGGUGACAAGUCUGACCACAAGGCGACCGACGACGGCCUCGGUGCCUUUGACGACGAGGGCGACUUUGCCGACCUCCGAAAGCAAUAUGGUGGCAAGACGUCGGUGAUCCGCGAGAUGUUCCCAGACUGGUCCGAGGUGGACGUGCUUUUUGCACUCCAGGAGACCAACGGCGACGAGAACGAGGCGGUCGCGCGCAUUGCUGAAGGCACAAUCUCUCAGUGGGGCGAAGUCUCCAAGCCCAAGAAGACGACCCGCGCAAAGGGCAAGGACGCCACCACCGCCCCUCCUGCAGCUGCCGAGCAGACCAGCACCGCUGGCCGACCUGCUCGUGGCGGUCGGGCUGCUUCCGAGGGAGGUCGUGGUCGAGGUCGAGGCUCCGACAGAGGCGGUGCUGCCCGUGGUGGUCGAGGUCGAUCCACUCAAGCCGGUGCUAACGGCGCUCGCAACAAGGAAGCCAGCCAGCUCUCUGUUCCGACCGAGGAGUCGUCCGCAUGGGACAAUGAGAAACCUCAGGUCGACAAGCCCGAACCCAAGACCGCCGCCACGGAAAAGCCCAUAGUCUCCACCACCUCUGAUGCUCCCAAGGCUGCUGCACCCCAAGCCAAGACUUGGGCCAGCAUGCUGCGACAGUCGACUGCGCCCAAGCCCGCCCCUGCGCCCAAGGACGUUCCCGCCCCCAAGCCUGCCGAACCUGUCGAGCCUCAAGCCGUCGCCGCCGCCGAGCUUGUCCAACCCGAACCCGAACCUGUCGCCGAGGAGGCCGAGGAGGCCACCCCUGUUGCCCAGCACGCCGAGCCAGUUCAAGUCCCGAGCAUUGCACAACCCGACAUUUCUCUUCCCCCGACCAAGGACGAGCUCACCGAGACGAAUCUCGAGCAGAGCCCCGUGAAUGCCAACGCCACGCCUCUUUCGGCCGCCCAGCAGCAGCAUCAGGCUCAGCGCGCCGCCGCUAGUGGGUUCGCUACGUCUGCUAUCAAGGCGGCGGCGGACCGUUCCGCACGGGCUCCCAGCUACCAGCGUCGCGUUCUGGACCAGGAGGAGGCUGUGCGUAUGCCUGGCAACCGCGAGGUCGAUCGUGCGGCCGUGCGAUUUGGCGCCUUUAGCUUGAACGGCGGCGAGGAGGACGUUGAUGGCGAGCGUGAGGAGCCCGAGACUCGGGCGCAGCCCCCAGCUGAUUCUCCGGUUGCCCACCCUCGCGCCUCUCUUCCCCCCGUUUCCCAACCUGUUGCGGUUCCCGAGCCAUUCUCCCAGAAGCCUGGAGCCGCCGCCCCCACUGGCCCGGCUGGAAACGUGCCCACUGGUCCCGCAGCUCACGCUCACGCACAGGUUCCUCAACCCGCAAUUCCUAGCGCUCAGCAGUAUGGCCGAUUCGGUCACGGUGUUUCCCAGGAGGCUGCACCCGCGGCCCAGAAGCCCGUUGACCCGUUCCAUCAACAGAGUACCCCGGUUACACAAGCUCCUUUCGACUCGUACGCCACCCAGACAUCUCAGCCGCCUGCUCAGCAGCCGGCUGGUGCCUUCAGCUCCGCCCCCAGCGACUUCUCCAACUAUUACACCGCGAAUCAGCAAGAUCGCAACCCCUAUAACUAUUACGGUCAGCAGUAUGGCGCCCAGCAGGGCGCCCACGGUCAGCACGAUGGUCCUCCAUCGCAGCAGCGACCGUUUGGCGGUUAUGGCCAAGCCGAUAACCUUAGCCAGUAUCCGCAGAGCGGCGCAAUGCACGGCCAGCCUCGGUUUAGCGGUUCUGCCGAAAGCCAAAACAGCGGCCACUCGACGCCGAACCCGACCGCGCAGUCGCAGCAGCAGCAGCAGCAGCAGCCGCAGCCUCAGAGCCAGCAGUCCCAGCAGGGCCAGCAGGGUCAGCAGCAGCAAGCCGCGCAGCAGCCUCAGCAGCAAGGUGGCCCUGGUGCGCAGCCGCAGUCUCAUGGCCAAUAUCCGGGUUACAGCCACCCCUAUUACAGCAACCCCUACUAUCACCAGUACUACUCUGGCUACGGCCAGGGCGGCUUCGGCCCGUACGGCAAGGGUGGAAUGUACGGACAGCCCUACGGCGUGUCGCCAAACGCCCCGUACGACCACACGUCGUCACCGGGCGCUUUCGGCCCUUCGUCGCUGCACCGUGAGAGCGGCCUGGGCUCCGGUCUGGGCGACUAUGGUCGCGCCGGAUCUGGUCAGGCUGGCAAUCAGCCCGGCUUGGGCGGCAGCAGCUUCGGCGGUGCACACGACAGCUUCGCGCGCGGCGCGUCUUCUUUCCAGUCUCAGGGGCAGGGCUUCAGCAGCCAGACUCAGCCUGCAGCGGGUGGAUCGACGGACGACCUGAAGCCCUUCGGUGACGCUAAGACGGGCUCCGGCCCGUCGCCGGCGCUCGGAGGUGGCCCUCGCCCGGGCUCGGCCACCAACACGGCGCCGAGCGGACAGACCGGUCUGCCCCCGCCCCAGACGUCGCAGAUGGGCGGUGCGUACGGCGGCUACCCCAGCCAUCUCCAGGGCCACAGCCUUCACGGAAGCGGUGCAUACGGGAUGGGCGCCGGCGCCGGCGCCAACCAGCACGGCAGCAGCCCGUACGGCUCGUACGGUCAGGGAUUUAGCAGCGGCUACUAUGGCGGACAGCAGCAGCAGCGCGGCGGCUGGGGGGGUAACUACCACUAGGGGGGUAGAGAGCACGGGACGAGGCGGGGUAGGAAAUACCGUCCCGAGGGGAUGGAAUAGGUUUUGAGAGCGGGGAGAGCAAGGCAUGGGAAGGAAAACCAUACUCAGCACGCGCCAUACGUGCGCCCCCUGCAGAGAGGGCAAGGGGGAAUCUGGCGGUGGAGGGGUUCCAGGGCAAGGUGCUUCUACCCAGCCCAUGCGUACGUGUACGAUUGUCCUGUUUAUUACCCCCCUUUUUUUCUCACAGUUUUUCUCUCUUUGUUAUUGAGAAUGGCCUACACGGAAUCAGGGCGACGGGGACGGCAUUGGCAAAUGGAAAAGGAUAUGAGGUUGCAAAGCCAGUUCCUUGUCCAGGGAAUGGCAGGGGAAUGCUUUGUCGUGCGGCGCCACCGCUCGGCGUUUGUUGGUGCUUCCUUGCGCGUCUUUUUUGCCUCCGGUGAAGAGGAACAAAGGGGGGCUUGUGCUCAACGUGGGCGGGAUCUGUCCUUGCAAGAAAUCGCCCAAAGCGUUUACCGUCGUUGUCGACUAAUGGGCGGGAGUUUUGGCUUUUGCGCGGGAUCAUGGCAGGGGGACGAGUGGUGUCUCGGAGAGCAGCGCAACGGCAAGACACGGGGGGGCAAACAUUCACUUGUUGCCCGAGGGCGGGGCAGAUUGCCACAGGGAGGGAGCGUGUUUAGUUAGAGACCGCCGCCGUCGGGGAAUAUAGCGUGUAUGGAUGGGAUGACAUGACGCAGUUGGGACGGAUGAGAUGGGACGAGUUCCCUUGCAAGUGCGUGUUGUUUUGAUGUUUGACAGCCUGCCUCUCCCCCGUUUGCUCAUGCGUAAAGACGGCAGUCGCUCGGUAGCUGCUGCGUCGUGCAGCGCGUGCCGCGGACAGCAAGCAGCAUGCCGCCCAAAGUCAGUCGACGAGUGCGGGCGGCGGUCCGUGAGUCUUGGUGGCGUCGGCCGCUCGGACACUUACAAGUUACACCUACGUAGAAGAAGCAGCUCGGGAUACUCCGUACCUUUGGUGAAGUUGAUCCCUACGUACGCGG